Penaeus indicus is the source of this 6412-nucleotide messenger RNA. RefSeq names its product FERM domain-containing protein 4A-like. The coding region runs from base 1011 to 5036 and encodes 1341 amino acids. Gene Ontology annotation, cellular component: cytoskeleton. The record is from RefSeq and is a predicted model, not a curated record. Gene Ontology annotation, biological process: establishment of epithelial cell polarity. The transcript has 17 exons. NCBI's taxonomy places the organism in Eukaryota, Metazoa, Arthropoda, Malacostraca, Decapoda, Penaeidae.
GGAUUAUCAUAAUGAUUUUUGUGGCUAAACAAGUGUUUAAAACGGUAUUCCUCUAUGUGUGUCGUGAAAUAAGAAACGCGAAGGUCUGCUGAACUUGGAAAAUAGUGGUGAGUUGUGAUUCAAAGCAGGAUUCGUGCGCAAAAUACGUUUUAAAUUCUAAAUGUGUGUUUGUUUACCUCUGUGGCUCGUGGAUGCUGUUUCCCUGACAUGCCUGUGAGAUUUUUUUUUUUCGUGUAUGGAGCCGGUACCGAACGUGCGCUGUGAUGUAAUAAGUGCAAAGCCGAAAUUCGGACUGUGCCAACAGCUUUACCGCACGCAAGCGAUGGCGUAGAAAAGGGUGAUGGUGACCGCUGACAAGGCUUUCCACGGACUCAAGGCCAGACUGAACGCCGCGAUGUAUGUGUUUGCAACAUUUCUACACAAUUAUACAGCGUUGCAAAAUGCGACGGAUCCAUUAGGCGCGUAGAGUGCGCUCGCGGCUGCAGCAACGUGGUUUCGACGGCGACAUAGCGGUGUCGUGGUGAAGGGAGUGUGUGUGCGUGUGUGUGUGUGUAUGCGUUCUGUGUUCGCGUGUGUGCGGCGGUAUUCGCGGUGGGCCUCGGAGUGCCACAAGUCGCGUGUACGAGUGGGUCUCGCAGAGGCUUCAACGCCGCGAGUUGUUCUGCCUGGCGUUGAUUGCAAUAUUCGGAUGACGGACACGGCGGUCAGCACCAAGGCCGCGUGUGAUACCUUGCCAUUGCAGUGCUGCCUAACUGAAAAAAUAAGAAAAAAAUAAAUAUAUGAUACGCUGAUGUAUUUGUUCUUGAAAUAGAUGCAUAGAUAAGUGCGUGGAAUAAUUAGUGAGUUGGUGAAGGAAAAGACAGCAUUGAAAAAGCCGCCCUGGUGAAGCCCAGCAUCAUGGGCUGACCGUCACACCCACGAGGUCUGUGACGUGACGCGACGGACGUGACCAUUUCAGCGACCGAGGCUUCCCUUCGAGGCUUCCCUUCGAGGCUUCCCUUCGCCGCGUCAUGGAGGACGAAUCUCAGAUGAGCGUGGGCGUGCGGGUGGAGGUGGUGCUGCUUGACGAGCGCCGCCUGCAGGUGGGCGUCGGCCCGCGUCUCCUCACCCAAGAGCUGCUCGCCAUGGUCGCUUCGCACUUCACGCUCAAGGAGCAUCAGUACUUCUCGCUCGCCGUGAUUGAUAACACGGGUCACUAUCAGUGGCUGACACACGACCGUCGAGUUGUGGACCACGAUGUCGUGCGCGCCCUCAACGGGGCCCCCGUCACCAUGUACUUCCUCGUCAAGUUUUACAUUGAGUCGGUAUUGCAGCUUCAGAGCCCGCAGACGGUGGAACUCUUUUACCAGCAGGCCAAGAAUCUAGUCUUUAAGGGUCAGCUUGAGUUGGAGAGCGACACAGCGUUCCGACUAGCGGCUCUCGCUCUGCAGGCAACGUACGGCGACUUCACCCAUGAGACGUCGACACACUCGCACUUGAAGAAGGCCCAGGUGCUUCCCGCCAGUGUAAUCCGCGACCACCCGUCACUACAGUAUUGUGAAGAGCGGGUAGCAGAGGAACACAAACAACUAAUUGGGCACACUCGCGGCCACGCUAUCUUACAGUAUAUGAGUGUGGUAGAGCGGGUACCCACGUAUGGCGUGCAUUACUACGAGGUGAGGGAUAGGUCCAACUUACCGUGGUAUCUUGGUAUCAGCUACCGUGGCAUUGCUCAGUACGACUACCUCGACAAGAGAAAACCUCGACGCGUCUUCCUGUGGAAACAGCUUGAGAAUCUCUACUUUCGGGAGAGAAAAUUCUCGAUAGAAGUACAUGAUCCAAAGAGAGUGGUGCACACCCUGAGCUCCUUUAACCUGUACGAGGAUGCCAUCGAAGACUCCAGGGACAACCACGAUGACCUGCUAGCGGCCAUCACCGAAGCAACCACACAAGUAUCUGUGUCAAGAAGAACAUUUGGACCUGGCAACGUUAGUGUUUACGUUUGGUUCGCAGAGACUCAGGCGCUCUGCAAAGCAAUCUGGUCGAUGGCGAUCGCACAGCAUCAGUUCUACCUUGACUGCAAAACCUCAAGAAAUGAGGUGAGUGGGGUUCGGGAAUUUCCCGAACUGGCAGUUGAGCUUUCACGCAGUUGCGUUUCGCUCUCAACCCAUUCCUCCUCGUCAAAUCUAUCAAGAUCUGGCUCCCAUUCAUCACUGGUUAACAACUCUCUAGCAGAGGACAGUGCAAGCACAGAGAGUCUACAUCAGGCAAGGAUGGAGAUGCACAGUGCCUUGAAAGAACGUCGCGAUGCCCUUCAAGAAAAGUUGAAGGAAAAGACAGAAGAAUUGAGACUCCUUUGUUUAAGGGAAGGGGAAUUGACAGGGGAGUUGCCUCCUGAAUAUCCAAUAACUCCUGGCCAACCACCACCAACUGUACGCAAAAGAGUUGGCACAUCAUUUACACUCAGUGAAAAUCUCAUAAAUAAGAUUAUUAACAAACAGGAGGAGACUGUAGCUGCUUUAGAACUUGAAUAUGAAAUUCAGGGAAAAAUAACUAGUGCUGCCCUAAGAUUAGCAAACGAAACCUCAGCAAGAAAAGGAGUCAGAAAGCAGCGAAAGCUCUCCUACCAACAGUCUGCCCAGAGAUUAAAAGACCUUGAACAGAAGCUAAAAGCAGCAAGGGCCAAACAGACAGCAACAGCUAACAGUAUGCCAAAGCAAAAGAAGAAGCCUCGUCCUGUAUCAGACAGUGAAGGUGUGGGUGGAUACGAUGAAAAUACGAAUCCGAAUAACACGACGGUAAGCAGCAGUCAAGAAUCGCCUCGAGAUCAUUUACGAGACUCCCACCGAGAAUCAACCAUAACUGAGGGUGUCAGUCUGUCUCCAGCACUGUCCCCUCACCCUCCAGUCUCCCCAAGGUCACCCUUACCACCCUCUACCCCAGUUAGAGCAAGGGCACGGAGGGACCUCUCACCAGGGGGUCACAGUAUAUCAUCUGGAGGUGUCCACUCUGCUCCAACCAGUCCUCACAAACAGCCAAAUGCAAGCUCAAGAUCAGCUAGUCCCAACAGACCUCAUAGUGGAUACAUCCCUAGUUCUGUGUACACUAGAAGUCAGUACCGCAGUCAGCAGUACCCGACCCUCUCCACGCGCUCCCAGUCAGUCCCGGCGGAUGAGGGUCGGGUGCCACACCCAAGGACCACCAACGGAGCUUAUCCCGUGCCCGAUCCAGGCAUUGUUCUUGCUGAAACACCCGGAGGUCUCUACAACAUACCCCAACAACGCACUUCCCUUGCUUGUCAUAGUCUGGAUGACCUGGGAACCCCAACCCAUAUCAGCAAUAAUAAUAAUAAUAAUAAUACACCCCAACAGUCCCACCAUAACCACCACCACCAACCCUACAGACCGAGAAAUGACUCCCAGGAUAGGUACGGCAGUUUGGACCGACGGCGCGCCAACAACGGGCGGCUGGAGUCACGCAGCAUGGAACACCUCGAUUCUCUGCCCUCCCCCAGUAUUCCCCAGCAGUCUUCCCAACAUACCUCACACCACAAUCACCAACACACACUGUCACCAAAUCUCUUACAUCCCAGCCAUGCAGCGUCCUACCCACACCACCCACACUACCACAAUCACCAAUUCCAAUUGCCAGAACACCACCAGGAAGCCAUGGACACUACCAGCGAUUCCCAUCCUAACACAGCAAACUGUAGCUUUGACACCAUCUCAAGUGAACGAUCAGGAGGAGGUGGAGGAGGAGGAGGAGAUGAUGAUGCAGUGGACGGAGCAGCCCUCUAUAGAACCCAAGGAGGACUCCAAGGAAGCUCCCAAAAUUACCGCCACCGUAGUCAGAGUGGUCCUGGCAUGCCUGCACCAUCUUCUCAGCUCCAUCGUGGGACAGGUCAUGGUGCCGUUCAGAGGUCUCAGAGUGGCACAGUUCACAGACUGGUAAGGACUUCUAGUGGAAGAAGUUACAUGGAAACUACAUUUGUUUCAGAGCCAAAUCACAAUCAAGAAAAUAUUCCUCCACUUCGUCCAUCCUCAGAGUUGUUGCCUUUGCGACCAACAAGUAGCAUGCACCAUGAUGGUCACCCUCCCCUUCGACCCACCACUACCUCCAACACUGGAGAGAUCUUACCUUUGAGACCUACUGUAUCAGAUCUCCCCCCAUUAAGAGCCACCAAAUCCAGCAGUGAACUACCUCCUCUUAGAGCAACAUGCCCAAAGAUGGAGCCUCCCUGCAGUCACAACUCCUCCAUGAACACAUCAAUGUCAUCAAUGGCUGAAGAACCAUUAAUGUCACUUGCAGAAGCUGCUAGAAUGAAAAAAGAAAGAGGAAAAGAGUGGUAUGAGACCUCUCUAGAUUCUCCAGCUUCUAGUAGAAGGGCAAAAAAGAGCAUGAGCAUGAUGGAGAUGAAUGAUUCUUGCCAGAGUAAUGGUACUGUCAAUGCAAGCCAAUCUAAUUUAAAUGUGAGUGGUAGUAGCGUUGGCAGUACAGGAAGUAGUAAUGGAAGUGUAUUCCCAUCCCGUUCGGAUUCUGCAGACACUUCCCAAACAUCUGUUCCAUAUGAUUCACCACGCAAUCAUAUGAUAAUCUCGGCAGGCUCCUUCCAGCCUUCUCGUGAAGUCACAAAACCAUUUGAAAUGUCUGAUUUUUACAAGUAUAGUACAAAGUAUAGGCGUCAAAGUUCCAGUAAUUUAGUAGGCAUGAACAGUAGCAGUACAGGAACAACAAGCGGCUCUGUUAGUAGUGUGAGUAGUGGAGGGGACACCCCACUCUCUCCAGUCCUGCCUCCAAGAGCUCAAGUGCUUGUAAGUAACAGUAAACUGCUUCCUCCAUCACCUAAUUUAGUUGCUCAUCACUCAUCUCCCGCACCACAGCAAAAGGGUGUAUACCAACCACUUACACCACUUACUUGCCAGCCUCUUGGAGUAAUGAAAGGGUCUCCAGCUCCUGGUGAACCAGAGGAUCCUGUUGGUGGUGCAUGGGAAGCUACGCCUUUACAUCAAGCUGUUCCUGCAACAGUAACAAACAAAAGGUCUGCCACAUUGGUUUGAUAGUGUGUAAUACCUCCAAAAUCGUUAUACAGUCUGCAGUAAUAACUGAAGGCUUAUGGGAAGAGGCUUAUCAACUCAUUAAUUCCUCAAUGGUGCUUCAUUCACACAUCCUAAAAUUGUAAAUAUAUAUAUAUAUAUAUGUAUAAAAACUGUAUACAAGAUGAUAUAUAUAUACAAUACGAUCACAAAGACAGACAUCUUCACUCAUAUAUUCCAAAGACAAAGGCAUGCUUCUCACUUUUUUUAUUAGUACUUUUUAUGUUUUAUUUUGAUCUCAUUAUUGUUGUGCAAACAUGCUAAAUGUUAUAAACUAUUUCUUAUGUUCAACAAAAGCAAUUAUAUUAUGCCUGUUAAUGUUUGACAAGGGAUAGUGCAGUUCCCUUUUUACAGUUUUAGAUCAGCAUGAACUUUCAUGUGGAACUUUGAUUCUGACUUUGAAUAGUUGCAUAUUAGUUUACCAGAGACUGGAGAUUGUUAAUGGAAGGGAACGUGAUUUUAAAAACAAAAUUUUAGGAUAUGGAAAAGGUAGAAUAGGAAAUCUUAACCUUCAACUGUGAUAAUUUUUUUUAUUUAUUUUUUUUUGUAUUAUAUAUGAAAGGAGUUAUUUCAUAUUGUGACUGUUACAGAUAAUAUACUUGAAGUAAGCUGGAAGUGUUUAUCAUUCCAGUUGUGUUUAUGGAGAGCCAUGCUGCAUUAACUUUGAUAAUGUCAUCAAUUUUUGUACCUGAACUACUGAUUGAACAAAAUACAUUUAAUAUCAGUUAUGUGAAAAAUGCAUUUAACACCAAAGGUAUGUAUAUUGAUAUCUGUGAAAGAUUUAUCUGCAGCAUUUGGCCCUCAGAUCUUUUCUUCAGUUCCCAAUCAGAGAAAAAAAUCAAUAUCAGCACUUUUUGGUGGCUUGUUGAGAGAGGUUACAAGUGGUCUUCAUAGGGAAGUGGUACAUGUAUGACUAAUGAAAAAAGUAAUGUCAACAUGAAGGGAUGUGGGUAUGUAUCCACUUGGAGUCUUUGCAGGAUUGAUGUAGAUGGGUAAAUUCACAGUGCUACGUUUUUUUUUUUUUAACUGAAGUUUUAUAUCUUAGCACAUUUACUUGUUUUGAGAAGAGGUUGAUAAUGAGUCACAUAUUUUAAGAUGGGAAACUAUUUUCCUGGUUCAAGAGUGAAUUACAUAUUUCCCUAGUCUAUGAAAAACAACCUAUUGCCCAAACUUUAAUGUUUAAUAUUUUUUUUCCUUCCAAUAAAACUUUUAAUUGGUCAUCACUGUGCAGAUUGGGAUAUCAUUGAAUCUACCAAAGAAAAGUGCCUUUGUUUAUACAGACACAAUUGUAGAUAUGUGUACAAAAUUUUGUACAGUGUAAUAAAGUCAAAUAUCAUAAA